GGACCGGAAGGCUCAUGUGAGGAGAGGGUAUCGUGACUUGCGGUUCCCUCGAGGGCUAAGGAGGCGACGUGAGGUGAGGUGAGGCCACGCCCUGGUGGGGAUUGCAUGGAUGAGGGCGAUGCUGAUGGUGUUGGAUGACGAGGCUCAAUCUCAAUGGCGGAGUGGCGUGACAUGACAUGGAACGGCCCGGAUCGUCGGUUCGGGUGCAGUAUGUAUUGCAUCGUCUGUGGCUUUCCCUCUCGCCGUCAGCGAUUUCCCAGUCAUCACGACAGGCCCGGCUGGCGUGUGAGCGAGAAGGCCGCCCGAGAGAGGCGUCGGAACAAUGCUUCAUCUCAGGUGCGGGAAUCCGGUGGACAGAGGCCGUCACGGUUUCAUCAUGGCCUGCCCGAGACCGAGAUUGAGUGGCCGCCACCCGAAUCCCUGGCGUCGGUCACGGCCAGGCUCGUCUGGUUGCCUCACGCCCCCCUUUCGUCCCUUGGUUCCUUGGCCGCAAAACCCGGGACGCCGGCGCAGUUCCUCAUCGAGAAGGAGAAAAGAAAGAUGUCGUAUUGUCGAUUUCCUGGCCCAGUUGGCCCAGUUGGGCCCCUCAUCAUAUCCACCAGACGAGGAGCGGGUUAGCCUGUCUCGCCGCCCCGUCUCCAUCGUGCCGGUGCCACUGAUAUUGUUUGCUGUUCCGUUGGGCUGGCCCUCGUCUCCUCACACUAAACCGCUUCCACCACCGUCCUUGGGGCCCCUGCAACCCCCUCCCCUUCUCUCCUCGGUGGAGUGUGGUGGCUGCUGGUCACCCCUCCGAGACUGGACGCCGGUCCAGGUGCGUGGAGACCGGCCAAUCCGUGGCGGCCGUGGCCGUGGGAUGGGGGAGAGGAAGGGAAACGCACCCUCGCGGCGGCGGAGGGAUUUGAUGGGCCUGCAGGGCGAGGCGGGCGCUUGGGGUGUGAAUGCGGGAGGAUAUCAAGGGCAGAAUGGAUCGAUUCUUGUUUGAAAGGGGUGACAUUUGAAGCCCGUCCGUCACACAUCCCCCGCCCUGAUGCCCUGAUGCAAGCACUUUACGCGGUCCAGCGCGUUGCCGGGCUGCACGGGGAACGACACACCAUUCCGCGGCCAGCGGCGUCAGUUUCCAUCACAGGUCCCGCGGCUGGAACUUGGCUAACUUGGCUCCGCUGAUCAACUACUUGCAGCG
This is a messenger RNA of Ilyonectria robusta, 1180 nucleotides long. RefSeq lists its product as uncharacterized. The transcript is spliced from 2 exons. The coding region runs from base 323 to 982 and encodes 219 amino acids. Lineage: Eukaryota; Fungi; Ascomycota; Sordariomycetes; Hypocreales; Nectriaceae. The record is from RefSeq and is a predicted model, not a curated record.